This is a messenger RNA of Ictidomys tridecemlineatus (thirteen-lined ground squirrel), 4749 nucleotides long. NCBI's taxonomy places the organism in Eukaryota, Metazoa, Chordata, Mammalia, Rodentia, Sciuridae. The record is from RefSeq and is a predicted model, not a curated record.
AUGAACAGACCAUCUAUGCUGGAUCAAGGCAAGGCCACCGCAGAGGACUGGCACGGUGGUGGGAAGGGCGGCGCGGGAGCGCAGCGGAUGCUGUCAGCCCCUUCCAGCCCAGGGAGGGCAGAGGACGCCCUAACAGCGGCCGCCAGUAGCGCCCUGGGCGACUGCUCUGCGGGAACUUCUGUCAUGUCCCACCAACCUCUCAGCUGCCUGACUGAAAAAGGGGACAGUCCCAUUGAGACCACAGGAAAUGGACCCCCCAUUCUGGCUCACCCCAGCCUGGAUACAUUCACCCCAGAGGAGCUGCUGCAGCAGAUGAAGGAGCUCUUGGUUGAGAACCACCAGCUGAAAGUUGAUUUGUUUAUGUGCUUUACUCCUUGUCAUUUCCAGGACCCCACUGGUGACUCUAGGCUUCCCAAGGUGAUAGCAGAGCAGGAAGUGGAACAGCUGAAGACCCAGGUGGCAAGCCUUCAGGCUGAAAAGGCAGACCUGCUGGUCAUCGUGUCUGAAUUACAGCUCAAGCUGACUGCCAGCGGCUCCUCAGAAGACUCCUUUGUUGAAAUCAAGAUGGCUGAAGGAGAAGCAGAUGGAACAUUAAAAGAAAUCAAGAAUAGUCUUGAGCCUACAAGAACAGUCUCCAUUGACAUGAGCAAAUAUGCCAAAGGUGCCAAGAAUUAUUUGGAAUUUGAAGAAUUAACUGUGAGCCAGCUCCUGCUUUGCCUAAGGGAAGGAAACCAGAAGGUGGAGAGACUUGAAAUUGUGCUCAAAGAAGCCAAAGAAAGAAUUUCAGAGUUUGAAAAUAAAGCAAAUGAUCAUUCUGAAGUUGAGACUCAGACAGAGGACAGCGAAGAAAAAGAGAAUGAAGAGGAGAAAGACACAGAGACUGUUGGAAGCGAAGUAGAAAUGUUGAACCUUCAGGCGAUAUCGCUGUUUAAGGAGCUUCAAGAGGCUCAUACAAAAUUGAGUGAAGCCGAGCUGAUGAAGAAGAGACUUCANNUUAGAUGCCAGGUCCUUGAAAGGAAAAAUUCUGCAAUCCCAGCAGAGCUGAAUGAAAAGCAAGAGCUUGUUUAUAAUAACAAGAAGCUAGAGCUGCAAGUGGAAAGCAUGCGAUCGGAAAUAAAAAUGGAGCAAGCUAAAACAGAGGAUGGAAAGUCCAAGUUAGCCAUUCUACAGUUAACACACAACAAGCUUCUUCAAAAACAUAAUAAUGCAUUGAAAACAAUUGAGGAACUAAUAAGGAAAGAGUCAGAAAAAGUAAACAGGGCAGUGCUGCAAGAACUAAAUGCAAAACUGGAAAUGGCAGAGAGGGCACUGGCUUCCAAGCAGCUUCAAAUGGAUGAGAUGAAAAAGACCAUUGCCAAGCAGGAGGAGGAUCUGGAAACCAUGGGUGUCCUUAGGACUCAGAUGGAGGUUUAUUGUUCUGAUUUUCAUGCUGAAAGAGCAGCAAGAGAGAAGAUUCAUGAAGAAAAGGAGCAACUAGCAUUGCAGCUGGCAAUUUUGCUAAAAGACAACGUUUUUGAAGAUGGAGGCAGUAGGCAAUCCUUGAUGGAAAUGCAGAGCCAGCAUGGGGUAAGAACAAGUGACCCAGACCAGCAGGCUUACCUCAUCCAAAGAGGAGCUGAGGAUAGGAACUGGCGGCAAGAGCAAUCACAAAGUAUUCCAAUUCAUUCCUGUCCCAAGUGUGGAGAAGUUCUGCCUGACAUAGAUACAUUACAGAUUCAUGUGAUGGACUGCAUCAUUUAAGUGUUGAUGUUUCACCUUCCCCCAAACUGUUGGAAAUUUUUGAGCGCAGCAGUAAGCGUUUGGCAAAUGUCGGGGCUUCUCUGUGGCAAUUCUUAGCCUCCACCUCCUGGAAAGGAGAAAAUGCAGUUGCGACGAACUGGAUCAUUCAGUCCUUAAAACGGUGAAGAAAUGAGUUUGGACCGCGUAUAAAAAAAUACUGUAAAGGCAUCCUGACGCUGGGGGGCGUCAGACUCUAUUUUACAGGGUCCAUCCAAGAACUUCACGGAAGUUGCGGUGCCCUCAACAAAGAGGGCGCCCGGUGACCCAAGAUUCUACAGUACUCAUCCUCUUGGCCAUCUAAUCCUCCUUCAGUUCCUGGCACAACUGUUUUUUGACAGCGUGGAUGACUUAAAGCUCUUGAAAAAACCCAGUGAUACCUGUGGAAACAGUUGGCCACUGCUUACCAACCUAGAGACGAAGGAACUCCACACUGAUAUCAAGUAGGAGACUUCAUCUACGUGAGGUGACAUCAGGUGUCAUCCCUGGAGCCCCGCUGGAAAGGACCAUACCAGGUGCUGCUUAUAACACCUACAGCGGUGAAAGUGGACAGGAUCGAUUCCUGGAUCCAUGCCUCCCAUCUCAAGCCUGCGCCCUGUCCAGAUUCUGGCUGGAGACUGGAAAAGACUGGUAACUCUUUCAAAUUGCAUAUUUGCAAUAUGGAUAGGGCUAUGGACUCUUCCCUUGGCCACCAGCAGUCCUAAUCCCCAUCAGCCUGUUCAGCAACGGUGGCAGAUCAUAAAUCCUACUGGACAAGAAGUAUGGUCCAUUUCGCAUACAGCCCCCUUAUGGACCUGGUGGCCAUCUCUUCACCGGGAUAUUUGUCAGCUUGCUAUAGGUCUCCCCAGUUGGGGUAUCCCUGACGUAGGAGAUCCCACCAAAAUCCCGUCAGGCACAAGAGACUCAGGAACCUUUGGUUGCAGUUCCCCACAAGCCAGAUGCAGGUUAGCCAGCCUUGAUUACUACGUUUGUCCUGCAGGCUAUGGGAGCCGCGAACAGUCCCAGUUAUGCGGGGGGCAAAGUGACUUUUACUGCAAGUGAUGGGGAUGUGAACAAACAGGGGCAGCCUGGUGGGAACCAGACUCUCCUGACAGUUUUAUCCGGGUGGGAAGAAAUAGCACCCGGAUAAACCCUGAGAGCUGUCCCUCUCCUGGACCAGACCCAGAAGAUGGGGUUUUGGCUCUAAAUAACCGAUGUCACUCCAAUACCCUAUGUAACCCUCUAAAUAUAACUUUCACCCCUAAAGGAAAAGGUUAUACCCAGUCAUGGAUCUCAGGGAACACCUAUGGGAUGCGAUUUUAUACUUCAGGGUAUGAUUUUGGUCUUUGGUUCACCAUCCGGCUUAAAAGACAAUUAAACCCCACAGCCAUAGGACCCAAUCUCCUUAAGCCAGGAAUCAGGCCUCCCAAAUCUCCCAUGCCUCAAUUUACCACCCCAUCGAAAACCAAGGUCCCACCACCAUCCAAUACCCAAACUCCACUCCCGUCUACUUCCCCAAUCCAGGGUGAAGCCAGUCCCUCCUACUGGGGGCUAAUUGAAGGGGCCUUUGCGGUACUGAACUCCACACAACCAGACCUCACUCAAUCUUGCUGGCUCUGUCUCUCCACUACUCCCCCUUACUAUGAAGGGAUAGCAAUCAAUGGGACUUAUACAGUAAAAGCACAGAGUUCCUCCUGUAGUUGGGGUGAAAAUCCUAAGUUAACCCUCCCAGAAGUAACCGGGGCAGGUUUAUGUCUAGGGUCCCCACCUAAAAGCAAACAACACUUAUGUACCCAGAUAAAAGAAAUCAGCACCACACAGGGCUUUCUUAUCCCUGAAAAUGGAACCUGGUGGGCAUGUGACUCAGGGUUAACUCCUUGCAUUUCAGCUCAGGUAUUUAACAGCUCUGUAAAUUAUUGUGUAAUGGUGCAGAUGUUUCCCAGAGUGCUCUAUCACGAUGCAGGUUCGUUUGAACAUCAAAUAGGGGGGCAUACAACCCGGUUCCGCCGGGAACCUGUAUCCCUGACUUUAGCCAUCCAAGAACCCUUAACCUCUCUCUCUGAAGUUGUUUUACAGAACAGGCGAGAGUCGGACCUCCUCUUCAUGAGGGAGGGAGGCCUCUGUGCUGCAUUGAGGGAAGAAUGUUGUUUUUAUGCUGACCAUACUGGAGUUGUAAGGGAAUCCAUGAGUAAAUUAAGAAAACGCCUUGAAGAGCGCCAGAGAAAGAUAGAAACCCAACAAAGGUGGUUUGAGUCUUGGUUCACCCAGUCCCCCUGGUUAAUUAUGCUCUUAAUCAUCCUCAUGCUAUUGCUAACUGUAGGACUCUGUUUGCUUAACCGUUUCUCCAGGCUCAGAUUGGUCAGGUAAAACUUAUGGUAAUCAGACAACAAUAUGCGACACUGACAGAAAUGGAAUGUGAAACCCCUCAAUGAUUAUGAAUUAUUACAUUUAAGAUUAAAAGUAGUUAGAAAAAGGAGUGGGAAAUGAAAGGUUAAAGAAAUGAAAUGUAAAGGAUAAAAUUUGUUUCAAGUUCUGUAAAGUUUUUAAGUUCUGUUAAGUUGCAUGUGGAACCUGAAAUUCAUGUGGAAGUUAAAAAACAACUCCUGGAAAAGCCACUGAAAUGUAUGUUGAAAUCUCCCCUGACCAUCUGGUUGCUCUGUAAAAACAACCCCCCUCCCAGAAACCGUGCAGUCCAGCACGUACACACCUCAGGGCUUGAGCCAAUCAGUUUGAAUGUAUACCCUUCUUUGUACUAACCAAUCACCCCUACCCGACUUGUUCCUGCCAGUAAAUGUACUAAUCAUAGUUAAGAAUUGUUGUUUGAUUUUCCCGUGGCGUAUGAUGAUUUGUUAUGCUGUAUGUGAAGUCCUUGCCCUUUCCAGAGAAUGAAUAUAAGCUCUGCUCAAGCUGUUCUCAGGGUUCUCUGCUCCUCCGAAGUGAGCUCUGAGCCCCAGCAUGCUGGACCCCCAAUAAACCCUUUGCUGUUGCAUGAGA